AUGGACUUCUCUCUGGGCCUACGCUUGGGGCCUCGACACAAGAAGGCUACCCACCAAGAGUCGGCUGCACCCUCAGGGCGAGGACCGCAGGCUGCUUCUCCUUGCCUUCCCUGUCCUCCCUCAGCCUGCCCCUGCCCCUUCCCUGGCUGUCCCCCUCCCACAUGCUCCUGCACUGCCUGUCCCACUCCUACAGCCACCUGUCCAUAUUGUCCCAGCCUUCCUGGCCCACCCUGUACCUGUUCUUGCCCUCCCUGCCCCGCCUGUCCUCCUUUGACUUGUCCCCAUACCUCUUGCGUCCCAUGCUCCCAGCCACCCCUGACCUACUGCCACCCUUCCCCUUGCCCUAUUUACCCUUGUUCCCAGGGCCGCACUGCCUGCGGGAACUCUCGCUUGGGCUGCUGUGACAUCUGCAGUUGUGGCCGGGGGACCACUUGGAGGGCUCCAGGUCCCCUGGGCUGUUGCGGCUUCUGCUUUAGGGGACAGCGAGCUUCUCAGGGGCGCUGUCUGAUCAUCUAGGCAGG
Molecule: messenger RNA, 521 nt
Organism: Perognathus longimembris pacificus (Pacific pocket mouse)
Lineage: Eukaryota; Metazoa; Chordata; Mammalia; Rodentia; Heteromyidae
Product: sperm mitochondrial-associated cysteine-rich protein
Exons: 1
Coding region: 1-516 (171 amino acids)
Source: RefSeq, a predicted model, not a curated record